AAUGGACUUUGAUCUUUUGGUUCACUGCACUUGCUUUAUGCAUGAGAAAACUUGAGUCCAGAGAUGUGCGGUGGCUAGCCCUGACUCACACAGUGGAGUCAGGACCAGAGCCAGGACGAGAACUCAGCUCCCUGCCUCCUAACCCAGGGCUCUGGCAAAGAUCAACUUUCCACGAGGGAAAAGGAAUUGGUGUCAACGAGAAAGGUCUUCACUACCUCAGCUGGCCCCGCGUGUUGGUGUUGGCCUAUUCACACAGGUCCCAGCAGCUGGGGUCUCCCCUCAGCCCGUGAACCACCAUGUCCCACCCCAGUGCCCCCCCUCCGUAUGAGGACCGCAACCCCCUGUACCAUGACCCUCCGCCCCCGGGGGCCUACGGGCAGCCAUCUGUCCUGCCUGGCGGGUACCCUCCCUACCCACAGCCUGGCUACGGUCACCCUGCUGGCUACCCACAGCCUAUGCCCCCCAUCCACCCGACGCCCAUGAACUAUGGCCCAGGCCAGGGCUAUGGUGGGGAGGAGAGAGCUGUGAGUGACAACUUCGGAUCUGGAGAGUGGGGUGACAGGAAAGUCCGACACGCCUUCAUCCGAAAGGUUUACACCAUCAUCUCCAUCCAGCUGCUCAUCACGGUGGCCAUCAUCGCUAUCUUCACCUUUGUGAAGCCAGUCAGCGAGUUCGUGAGGGCAAACCUGGCCGUCUACUACGCAUCCUAUGCUGUGUUCCUGGUCACGUACCUGAUCCUUGCCUGCUGCCAGGGACCCAGACGCCGUUUCCCAUGGAACAUUAUCCUGCUGACCCUCUUUACUCUUGCCAUGGGCUACAUGACCGGCACCAUUUCCAGCGUGUAUGAAACCAAAGCCGUCAUCAUUGCAAUGAUCAUCACUGCUGUGGUGUCCAUUUCAGUCACCAUCUUCUGCUUCCAGACCAAGGUGGACUUCACCUCGUGCACAGGCCUCUUCUGUGUCCUGGGGAUUGUGAUGAUGGUGACUGGCAUUGUCACUGCCAUCGUGCUGUCCUUCAAAUAUGUUUACUGGCUGCACAUGGUCUAUGCUGCUUUGGGGGCCAUUUGCUUCACUUUGUUCCUGGCUUACGACACACAGCUGGUCCUGGGGAACCGGAGGUACACCAUCAGCCCGGAGGACUACAUCACCGGUGCCCUGCAGAUCUACACAGACAUUGUCUACAUCUUCACCUUUGUGCUGCAGCUCCUGGGGAAUCGCGAUUAAGGAGCACCUCCCGUUCCGCCCUACCUUGGACUUUCCUUUCCCUAGAGGGCUGGGCCCUGUGACCUGGGUCUGCGCCUAGACCGCUUUCCUUCCCCUCAAGUAAUAUGCCCAUUUUCCUUUCUGUCCGGGGAUGGGUAGCCUCUCUGGCUGUGGAUGUGUAGGUACUUGGUGGGGUUGGAGGAACUAGGGACUCACUCCCUCUUGCCCUUAGUGGACUUGGCAGGAACUGGGCCAAAGAUGUGCAUUCUCCCUCCGCCCACUAUGGGGCACCAAAUCCUUAACAGUUGGGGUUGCAGUGGGGAGGGAUGAAAAGAGCCUAUCUGAUAGCUAAAAUGGAAUAAGAGAGGUACGAGGGACUUUCUGGUGGUGGGGUUUCCUCUCCCACUUCUGCCACGGGCUUCUGGACUUGAUAGCUGGAGCUGUUUCCUCUCUCAGCCCCCAACAAAGCCAGAGAGCUUUGCCCCCCGCCUCCUGGACUCAUAGGCAUUAUCCUGUACUUCUUCGGCAACCCUUGGCGCCUUCCGACUCAGGAAGGUAGAGGGGGCUUGUGCCCGUGGGUCUCCCCUGCUUCAGCCUCUUCUUUCGACAGCACAUAUAUACUGAUCUUCUGGGUUUCGGGUGGGGAGGGAGAGGAGAGCGAGCAAAGCCAAGCGCAGAGGCCAAUACAGAGCAGCAUCUAUCCGGGGCUUCCUCAUGGCUUGUGGUGGUAGUGCAGGCCCCUCUGCGGCCACCUGGUCCCCAUUCUCCAAAGCUGCCUGGGGCCUCCCUGGUGCUUCUGAGAUCUCUAGUCAGAGGGACCUCUUGCUUCCUGUGCUCAGGCUGCUCAGAGCAGAAUGUGAGGGACAAAGGUCAGGAGAUGGGGUGGUGUGUAGGAUCACCACUUCCUGGCUGUGUGGCCAGGAAGUAACCAGGGUGAAGAGAGACUGGGGUGUGGGCGGGGGAAGUGCCUUGGCGUCCCCCACCCUGAGAGAUACGGAAGCUUAUUGUACCCAUGGCUCUUCCCUUCUGCUAACUCGGCGAGGGCCCCAAGAGGGAGGAGACACCCUUCUUAGUUUGUUAACUCACGCUUGGGGGAUUUAAGACUUGGGCCCCGUCUCUCCAGCCAACUACUGCUUUCUUCAUGACACCAAGUGCCUCAAGCUGGAAUGGGGAAGGAGGACAAGGGUCACUCUAUGGGCUGGGGUGGAGACCCAGUCAGCCCAAGGGUAUAAUUAGGGCUUCUCUAUUAAGUAUUUGGUCCUAAAUAUAUCCCACAAAAGGACAUAACCAGAAAUGUAAUAAAGUUUAAUGUUUAGAAGGUAAAA
Messenger RNA from Mesoplodon densirostris (Blainville's beaked whale), 2527 nucleotides. It is a transcript of the gene TMBIM1, whose product is annotated as transmembrane BAX inhibitor motif containing 1. Gene Ontology annotation, biological process: negative regulation of apoptotic signaling pathway. Gene Ontology annotation, cellular component: membrane; endoplasmic reticulum; Golgi apparatus. NCBI's taxonomy places the organism in Eukaryota, Metazoa, Chordata, Mammalia, Artiodactyla, Ziphiidae. The record is from RefSeq and is a predicted model, not a curated record. The transcript is spliced from 12 exons. Bases 297 to 1223 code for a protein of 308 amino acids.